Molecule: messenger RNA, 570 nt
Organism: Plasmodium cynomolgi strain B
Lineage: Eukaryota; Apicomplexa; Aconoidasida; Haemosporida; Plasmodiidae
Product: LUC7 homologue
Exons: 7
Coding region: 1-570 (189 amino acids)
Biological process (GO): mRNA splice site recognition
Cellular component (GO): U1 snRNP; U2-type prespliceosome
Molecular function (GO): mRNA binding
Source: RefSeq, a predicted model, not a curated record
AUGUCGCACUCGAGGGUUAACAUGCACCUCUGCUGUGCGUUGUUAGAUUCCCUAAUGGGAAAGGACAGGAACGAAACGGAUGCCAGGAAAAAGCACACCUUCAAGGACGACAAUGUAUGCAAGUACUACUUAAUUGAUUUUUGUCCUCACGAUCUUUUCCCCAACACAAAAAGUGACAUAGGGAGAUGCAAAAACAUACAUUCAGAAGUGCUAAAGGAACAACUGGCAAAUCAUGAAAAUUAUAAAUACUACCUGGCAAAAUAUCAGCAAAAGUUUAUGAAAACGCUGGAAAGUAUUAUCGAAUUGGCUGAUCACAAAAUUGAGAGGAGUAAAGAAAAAUUAAAGUACCUGUCGGAGAAUAGCAAAAAUCCUGUUGACAAGAAGGAGAAAAUCGAAAGCAUCAACAGUCACAUAGAGGACUUACAAAAACAGGAAGAAGAAGCUCGGGAAAAGGGGGACUUACUCAAGGCAGACAGUUUUAACAGCCAAGUGACAACCCUACAAGCAGAAAUCAAAAGGUUAAAUGAGGAGCCUGAGAAGGUAGCAAAGCCAAAUUUGAUGGUAAUAUAA